Messenger RNA from Megalops cyprinoides (Indo-Pacific tarpon), 1002 nucleotides. RefSeq names its product RAD23 homolog A, nucleotide excision repair protein a (gene rad23aa). Lineage: Eukaryota; Metazoa; Chordata; Actinopteri; Elopiformes; Megalopidae. Gene Ontology annotation, biological process: nucleotide-excision repair; proteasome-mediated ubiquitin-dependent protein catabolic process. Gene Ontology annotation, molecular function: ubiquitin binding; proteasome binding; polyubiquitin modification-dependent protein binding. The record is from RefSeq and is a predicted model, not a curated record. The transcript is spliced from 9 exons. The coding region runs from base 54 to 959 and encodes 301 amino acids. Gene Ontology annotation, cellular component: cytosol; nucleoplasm.
AACGGAAUCGGACAGAAGACAUUCGGAUUGUAUCAUAAAGGGAAACACGAGCAAUGCAAAUUACUCUUACAACACGGCAAAAGCAAACUAUUCAAGUCGACAUAGACGCCGACCGAACGGUGAAAGCCCUGAAGGAAAUAAUUGAAGCUAAGAAAGGGAAAGGCAGCUUCCCAGUUUCACGACAGAAGCUGAUCUAUGAAGGCAAGAUCUUACUGGAUGACACACCAAUUAAGGAGUACAACAUUGAUGAAAAUAAGUUUGUUGAGGUUGUGGUGUCCAAGGGAGACUCCAGCAUGAUCCGUGAAAAGUCCCCUUCUUCAGAAUCUCACAAAACUUCAGUCCCAGAACAAGGGCAGUCGCCACCAAAACCAGCCCAUGCAGCACUCCCCAUUCCACCUUAUGAGGCCCAGUACCUGGAGCAGUCUCCCAACGCACAGAAUCACGGUGCUUCUGGGCCAUACCCCCUGGAGGAGGCCCAAGGGGAAGACGCAUCAUCAGUUCUGGUGAAUGGGCAACAGUAUGAGUCGACAUUGAUUGAGAUGGUGUCCAUGGGGUACGAGAGGGAGAAGGUGGUGGCAGCUCUCAAGGCCAGCUUCAAUAACCCAGACCGUGCUAUGGAGUACCUCCUCGAUGGGAUCCCCACCUCACCAGUUCAGGAGACCACCCAUGCCGCAGAGCGUUCUGCCAGCAUAGAUACCUCUGCUGAAGGAGAGAACCGCUUGCAGCUCCAGCACUCUCAAGCACAGUUCCAGGGCAUGCAGCAGUAUCCAGCAGCUGGCGAGUGGGGGGGCGCGGGGGAGGGCACCACAUUAAACUACAAUGUCACACCCCAGGAGAAGGAAGCCAUAGACAAUUUAAAGGCGAUGGGUUUUCCAGAAGACCUGGUGAUUCAGGCAUACUUUGCUUGUGAGAAAAAUGAAAAUGAGGCUGCCAAUUUCCUGCUUAACCAGAAUGAAUGAGGCCUUUGCUGUCUUCCCCUUCCCUCUACUCAGCGGAAGUACA